AUGACUGUUCGUGAUGUCAUGCUUCAUCACGAUAAUGCCACAGCACAUAAGGCAAGAAUCGUAAUGGAAUAUCUUCGUAAUGAGCAAGUGGAACUUCUUCCCCACCCACCAUACAAUCGAAAAUUUGGCAAGGCUGUUCAGGCAGUUGUUGAAGGUAUCCCAAAAGAGGACUAUGAGAACUCUUUUCAGAGUUGGCAAAAUCGGCUAGAAUGUUGUAUAGAGUUUAACGGAGAGUACUUUGAAGGAACGAAGUAA
Molecule: messenger RNA, 255 nt
Organism: Ambispora leptoticha
Lineage: Eukaryota; Fungi; Glomeromycota; Glomeromycetes; Archaeosporales; Ambisporaceae
Source: the annotation of a GenBank genome assembly